UGCUCCACACUUUACAGACAACAAAAUUUAUUACUUCCCAAAGUAACAAGUGUCUGAGUUUCACUUGGCUCUAUUUGUGCUUUACGCUGCUGAAAAUAUAUCGAAAUUGUUUGUAGCGGCAAUAUGACGGCCGUACCAGGACGAGCUCUGCACUAUGUAUUCAAAAUUGGUGAUCGCAGCAAGAAUUCCUUCUUCUUCCGCACGAUUCUGGGAAUGCAGGUUUUGAGGCACGAGGAGUUCAAAGAAGGCUGCGAUGCCGAAUGCAACGGACCCUAUGAUAAUCGCUGGAGCAAGACCAUGGUCGGCUAUGGGCCAGAGAAGUCGCAUUUUGUCAUUGAGCUAACGUACAAUUAUGGCGUGAAGAGCUACGACCUGGGCAACGACUUUGGCGGCAUCACUAUCAACUCCAAGGAUAUCUUAAAGCGUGCCGCCGAGCACUCAUAUCCCAUUGCCAAGCAGGGUGAUAAAAGUGUUCUAACCUCGCCAGAUGGCUAUAAGUUCUACAUUGUAGACACAGCGCCCGGCAGUGAUCCGAUGCAACAGGUUGAGCUCCAUGUGACCAAAUUGGAUGCGUCACGCAAGUACUGGACGGAGCUGCUUAAGAUGAACGUGUUGAGUGCCAGCGAGGACUCCAUUCUGCUCGCAUAUGACGCGAAACAGACAGCUCUGCGUCUCACGGCUCUGAAAGAGCCUCUGGAUCGGGCCAAGGCAUAUGGUCGCAUUGCCUUUGCGGUGCCUGCAGCCAUUCAGAAGCCAUUGUACGAUGAGGUCCAGAAGGCGGGCGGCACCAUAUUGAAACCAUUGAUAACACUGGACACACCCGGCAAGGCGACCGUCACGGUUCUAAUUCUGGCCGAUCCCGAUGGUCACGAGAUAUGCUUUGUCGAUGAGGAGGGCUUCUCGGAGCUCUCCCAAGUGGAGGAAAAUGCUGCGGCGCAACUGGACAAGUAUAUACGCAAAGAUCCAUUCCAGGAGAAGUAGCAGGGGCAGGGCCAGGCGCAGGCGCAGCAGUAAAUCAACCAACAUCAAUUGGGCCGCAUUCUUAAUCGUAAUCAAUGUAAACAGAUCGGGCACUUAUUAUAUAAAUAUUAUUAUUAUUAUUUUUUUUUAAAUGCUAUUUACACACAUUUUGAGAAAAUGCAUAAAUUUAUUUAAGUGGUAACCUUGUUAAAAAUCGCUUAUUUUCGUUUACAAAGGGUUCGUGCGGCUUUAUAUAACUAUAUAUCACGCUCUAUAAACCAAUUCGAUUUCAAGCCGAUCAUAAACGAGCUCGUUCAAGAGUUAGUCGGGAAAAAGCAGAGUUUGUUGCCAGCUGCUGGGCUCCGGAAUAAGUUGGAUUGUUAAUAAAAGUCGGCUAUGCUAGUUA
Drosophila mojavensis is the source of this 1366-nucleotide messenger RNA. Its product is annotated as glyoxalase domain-containing protein 4. Lineage: Eukaryota; Metazoa; Arthropoda; Insecta; Diptera; Drosophilidae. The coding region runs from base 124 to 981 and encodes 285 amino acids. The transcript is spliced from 4 exons. The record is from RefSeq and is a predicted model, not a curated record.